GCCGAAUUUCUACAUAAAACAUUGUUAUUGCAUGGGUUAUACGUUGGAAUUUAUAUCUCUGUUCAUGUAGAUUUUAGCAACGCAAUUUAACUUAAUGUUGUUGUGAAUUGGGCAAGCUAGCUUUCCCGUGGUUUUCUUAUAGUAAUGAAUAUUUUCCACAAUAUUCUGUUCCAAAGAAAGCUUAAAGAGGAAAACAAUGAAAACCCGGUCAGGUUCACCUCCAGUUCAUGUGCACGUCAACGAUGCCACACCAAUCCAUGUGCACGUUAAGAGCCAUAGGACAAGUCCUGCCAGGACACCUCAGGGGAAGACAAAGGUGGACAGAAAGAACCUCCAUCCUACAGCCAAGGUCAAAACACGAGUGCCAUGGAUUCCACCAGGAAAGACCUCUGUCCGGGAAGCUUCAUACAAGUGGGAGGGGCCAAUGCACUGCCUUGAGAUUACACCACCGCUUCCUGAACCAGAACCUGAACAUUCCCACUCUGCAUUGCGAUUGGCUGACCUCACCUCAGAAGAAGAAGAUGAGCUACAUGGACGAAUCAGCCACUAUGAGAAAAAGGUUGACAGCUUACUGACUGAAGUCAGCUCACUGAAAAAUGAGGUCGAACUGCGAAAGAAGGAGCAGUUACUAGAGCGUCAGUCAGAGCAGCUGAGUGUCUCCCAGCGGGUGAUCACAGAGCAGGAGGAGGAGCUGGCUGAGGUGACUAAGGAGCUGGAAGAGACUGAGCGGGAGAACUCACGAUUACGCCAAUCCAUGGAGAAGAUGCUGGGGGAGUCUGACUACAACAGACAAGACAGUGCACAGCAAGGCAAAGAUGCUCUGCUCAGGAAACUGAUGGAGGCUGAGAUGGAUGGGAUAGCAGCUGCCAAGCAAGUAUCAGCCCUGCGAGACUCUGUUUCCAAACUGUGCAGUGCUAGUGGCAGUAAACUGUCUGGCUCUGAGUCUGCCCUCUUGGCCCAUCAGAAGGAACUGUUGCUGCAGAAACUACAGUCAUUUGAGGCCACAAACCGAACACUACGGAACCUUCUCAGAGAACAGCACGGAUCCCAGCAGAUGGAGGCAGUCCGAAUGUCAGAGCAGAAGGACGCAUUACUUAAGAGACUGGCAGACACAGAGGCAGAAAAUGCUCAUCUUGUGGUGAAACUUCAAGAGAAAUACAGAGAGGUUAAUCAACUCUCCAAACUUUUAGACUCUGAGAAGAACAAUACCAAAAGCACUGCUGAUUUGUCCAAGAAUCUGGAGUCAACACGAGCUCAUUUACAAGGACAGCUCCGCAACAGAGAAGCUGACAACAACCGACUUACUGUGCAGAUAAAGAACCUGGAGCGAACAGCCAGCCAACAGAAGGCAGAGAUGGAUCACCUCAAGGAACAGCUGACAAGGCUGAAGCAGCAGGCCAGUACAGACCGAGAAGCUCUGAAACGAGCCACACGAGCCCAGAAACAACGAGCUACGCACAGUGAAGAUGCUGCAAGCCAGAUGAGCAUCCAGCUGCUGGAUAUGGAGAAGCAGCUGGAAGAUGCAUUGUCAGCAGCUGAGACUUGGCAAAGUCGUCAUGCCCAAGAAGUAAAAGACAAGAGUAAACUGGAGAUUGAACUGUCUCUGUUGAACAGCCGUAUAGCAGAGCUGAUGGAGCAGCUGCAGAGAACAGAUAAUAAAGGCAGAGUGGAGAGAGAAACCCUACUGGGUCGGCUCCAUGGACUGACCACAGAGAGCACUGCUGCCAAACUGGAGAACCAGUCCCUCAAGGCUUCAGUGUCUGCAGUGGAGGAGAAGCUGGCCUUGUCUCAGUCAGAGCUUCAGCAGGUUAAAGCUUCUAUCAAGCAAUAUGAAAGCCUAGUGGAUAGCUAUAAGAUCCAGGUGGGAAAAAUGCGGGCUGAGGCGGAUGAGUAUGGUGCUCGGCUGGCUCAAGCGGAACAGGAGGCCCGGGCAGUGCAGGGGGAGCUGGAGCAAGAGAUAGAGGGAGUGCGCAGGGAGCUACGUGGACGGCUAGCAGAGCUGGAGCCUCUUCCUGAAGCCUUGCGACGCUCUGAGCUGCAGCUGCAGGAGGCUCAGGACAGGGAGCGAUGCCAGGAGAGACGCACCACGGAGCUCAGCACAGCACUGACUGAUCUCCGCAUGAAGGUGGAGACCCAAGGCAGCCUGGUGGAGCUUUAUAGACAAAAGAACAAGGUGCUACUGGAGGAGAACAGAGAGCUCCAGCAGCGAGUGGAGAGUUUGGAAAGAAAGCUGGAGGAGGCUGGCAGUCAGAACAGUGAUCUGCAGGCGGUCAUUUCCAAACGGGAAGACACCAUCCACAGCAGUCAGCUCUGCAUGGAAGAAAAAACAAGAGAAUGCUCCCUGCUGAGCAGAAAGCUAGAGGAGGCUCUGGAUGAUGCUCGCCAACAGAUGUCCGAGACCAGAGAACAUGCUGCCACCAAAGAACGUUCUACACAGUCUAAAAUAUUGGACUUAGAGACCCAACUCAGCAGAAUGACCUCAGAAAUCAACCAGCUGCAACACAGCAAAGAGGAGGUGGAGCGACGAUAUCAGAGCCGGCUACAGGACAUGAAGGAUCGCCUGGAGCAGUCAGACAGCACCAACCGAAGCCUGCAGAACUACGUCCAGUUUCUCAAAGCGUCCUAUACCAAUGUGUUUGGAGAUUUGGCCCUCAGCAGCUAAGUGGGCCUCAUCACCCUUCUGAUAGCCUGUGCCUUUCCAGAACAGUACUGUGCUUUGGGCCUGCUACUUUUUUGUGAAGAUCCCUUCCUGUAAAGAUUUGUUUGGAAUGAAUUUGGUAAUUUGGUGGACAAUAAAAUAUGUAAUGGAUUUAAAAAAUUUAAUUCUAAAAAGAAAUCAUCUAAGAUUAAAACCCUUAAAUGUGGGAUUUAUAGGAGGAGGUGUUAUCAAGUAAGACACCGUAGUAAACAGCAAUACCAAGAAUGUGAAUGUUGAAUUUGACCCAGAGAUGUUGAGAAUUUAGGAUGAGUCAUCGCAGUCUGAAAUAUAUUAUAAUCACAUAUAAACUGGAUUCAUAAGAGCUUUAAAUUAAAAUCAGCAUGUGUUAAACAUUAGAUUGAUAGUCACCUUCACCCAUACUAAAUUUUACCAGAUGCUGAAUGUGUUUCUCACACCUUGUUAGAUUUGCCGGAUGUACAAACUUAGUGAACUAUGUACAGUCAGCAUCUCACCUCAGAUUUAAUAAAUGUACUUUGAAAAAGCUUAUGUGGGUAUUUUGCUAUGCAAAAUAUUUAGUUAAUACAAACUAAUAAAUGAUGAUGGGCUUUAAAGUGAAAGCAGUAUUUGGCCUUGAAAGCAUUUGUACUUGGUGCUUUUCAUGCUUUCUAAAUAUUUUUCAGAUUUUUUUUUUCUCAGCACCAAAUACCCACAUAUGAACUUCUAGUUUACACAAAGUUUUGAAUAUGUUUUGAUGGUGGCUUGUAAUAUUUCAGACUGAAAUUUCUUCAGAAAUGUAUUGUUGGAUAUUGAGUUUUGUAUUUCACGUGCCAAAAGCAUAAAUUGCAAAUGGUUGUUAACAAUCCUGUUGCCUAUUCAUGACAAAAGGUAAUGUCUACCAGAAUUAACAGUUAGACUAUAUAUUGUGUUUGUACUGCUAUACACUAAAAUAUUUUUGAGUUUGUUUUAAAAUUUCUCAAGUACAGCUUUGUAACUGAGCCAUCUAUGACACAUUAUGUGUUUACAUGUAUAUGUGAUUUUGAUUAUAUGGAGCUGAAAACAUUGGUGCUAUUGCUCUCUUUUGGCCGGUGAUUUGACUUUGGGUGUCAAAACAGUGAUUUUGGGUUUGCAUUCACACGUUAAAAGUUUUUGCACAUGUUGUUUCCCUUUACUUUCAGAGUGUACUGUAUUUAACAACUGAAUAAUUUAUGCCUUAACUGGAUAACUGACAGAGCUGCAAUAAAACAAGAGGAAGACGUUGAAAACCACGAAAA
Monopterus albus (swamp eel) is the source of this 3930-nucleotide messenger RNA. RefSeq names its product outer dense fiber of sperm tails 2a (gene odf2a). Gene Ontology annotation, cellular component: centrosome. The record is from RefSeq and is a predicted model, not a curated record. The coding region runs from base 197 to 2662 and encodes 821 amino acids. Gene Ontology annotation, biological process: regulation of cilium assembly. The transcript is spliced from 19 exons. Lineage: Eukaryota; Metazoa; Chordata; Actinopteri; Synbranchiformes; Synbranchidae.